UCUUUUAAUUUACAAAUUAAUGGCUUUCCACAUUUAUCCUUUACUUAUGGACCUUAACUCGCCACUCUCUUCCGCCUCACUGUACCCUCCCAGACGCCUUCCCACAUGGGCCACACCCAAUCACCUCCUCUGCUCUAAUAAUAACAAUUCCACGAUUUUGGGUGUGAAUAGUGGGAAACGAAAAUGUGUUUCUGUGAGGGUCCAAACGAUGGAGAGGAGAGCCAUGCCAGAAGGCAAAAUGUCGAUAAUGGCGAAGGAGAUUACAUGCUUCGAGUUUGAGUUGAACACCAGAGCAAAAAUUCCCUCUGUCGGCCUGGGCACUUGGCAGUCCGAGCCUGGUAUCGUCGGUCAAGCGGUUGAAAAAGCCAUCAAGGUUGGAUACCGCCAUAUUGACUGUGCUCGAUCUUAUGGAAAUGAAAAUGAGAUAGGUUUAGUUUUAAAGAAGCUGUUUGAUGAUGAAGUUGUGAAGAGGGAGGAUUUAUUUAUUACCUCCAAACUCUGGUGUACUGAUCAUGCACCAGAAGAUGUACCUGUGGCAUUAGAUAAAACAUUGGAAGAUCUGCAACUUGACUAUCUUGAUUUGUAUCUUAUCCAUUGGCCUGCUCGGUUGAGGAAGGGGGCUGUUGGCAUGAAUCCAGAAGACUUUGUUCCAGUGGAUAUACCUACCACAUGGAAGGUCAUGGAAGCACUCUAUGAUUCUGGUAAGGCCCGAGCUAUUGGCAUUUGCAAUGUCUCUACCAAAAAGCUGGGUGAUCUAUUGGAUUUAGCUCGCAUUCCUCCGUCUGUUGUCCAAGUUGAGUGCCAUCCGGUGUGGCAGCAGACCAAACUACAAGAAUUCUGUAAAUCAAAGGGAGUUCACCUCACUGGAUAUUCACCACUUGGUUCACCUGGAACAGCGAUGUACAAGAGUGAUGUCCUCAAGCAUCCUGUUGUAGUUUCUAUUGCAGAAAAAUUGGGUAAAAGUCCUGCUCAGGUUGCUCUUCGAUGGGGUUUGCAGAUGGGUCAUAGUGUACUUCCCAAAAGCACAAAUGAAUCAAGGAUCAAAGAGAACUUUGAUGUUUUCGAUUGGUCUAUACCUGAUGACUUAUUUGCCAACUUCUCCGAAAUUGAUCAGGAAAGACAGGUUACAGGUAACUUUUUUGUCCAUGAAAAGUUCGGCUCAUACAGAACCGUUGAAGAUAUAUGGGAUGGUGAACUUUGAGCUUGCCGUUUAAUUUUACAUUUUCAGGAAGGAUUGGAAGAUAUAUCUUAUUGUCAUCAUCUAUAUACAAUAUUUUGAACUCGAAAUAAAUUUGGGGUUUCCGAUCUGGCUUUAUUGCAAGCAUUGAUGUUCUAACA
Messenger RNA from Olea europaea var. sylvestris, 1338 nucleotides. Its product is annotated as NADPH-dependent aldo-keto reductase, chloroplastic-like. Gene Ontology annotation, cellular component: cytosol. The record is from RefSeq and is a predicted model, not a curated record. The coding region runs from base 20 to 1201 and encodes 393 amino acids. The transcript is spliced from 9 exons. Gene Ontology annotation, molecular function: aldose reductase (NADPH) activity. Lineage: Eukaryota; Viridiplantae; Streptophyta; Magnoliopsida; Lamiales; Oleaceae.